AUGUCCCAUUCAGCCUUUAUCAUGACCAAUUCAGGUGAAAAAGAGAAGAAAUUUCGUGGUCUCGGCCGCUGGCUGGGGAAACGCGAUCACACUCCGGACCAUCCUGGAACCCUCCCUGAUUCCGCCUACGGUAGCAGCGAAGUCCCUAGUGCAGAAGGUGCUCGGGGGAGAAGCACGCCCGACAUGAUACCCGCCGAGAGGAAUAGCGAGAUAGCCAACAUCGAUCAAAACAGAAACCUCGCCCUGAAGCCAUCGACCGGUGAGGUUUUUGAUGAAGAUACCGGGGAAGUGGUAACGGUGGUGACCACCACUACCACCACUACCACCACCACGACUACAAGAGGUGGAAAGAAACACCAAGAUGUGCGAAAGGAUGUCAAACGAGAAGUCCAAUCUAGUGGUCCCAGCGGAUCACCCCUGCUAGAGAUACCAGGUGGAUCUCCUGGACCUGAACCCUCAUCGCAGCCUGCCGUCACUUCCACGAGCACUACUCAGAAUGGACAGCCUUCAGGAACGAGCCGGGAAAUACCCCAGUCCGACUCCCCGCCGAUCCCCGCCAAAAGUGCCAUGCGAGUGUCUGAUGUUCCCCGAGAUGCACCCAUAGACGACACGCCCGUAAGUCCAGCGGACGGUUCAUUCGCGGGACACACGGGGUCCGCAAACCCAAAUCACCCCUCGCGACCGAGUUUCAGCUAUCCUAGUCCAUCAUCCAUCCAGACGACCGAUCAGCCAAUGCGUCACAAUCAAGGCACGAUGAAUGACCUCAAAGCGGCAAUCAAAGGAAUUCAUGGUGUGGGCGAGACCCUUCGAGGAACCUUGAAUAGUACGAUCGACCGGCGAUUCCCGUCCAAAACCGCCGAGAAGGCCGCACGGGUCAAUGCGCAGAACGAAGAAGUCCUGGAGAAGGGCCGAGCCGAGAUAGAAGGCAUCCCAGGAAGCUGGCCGGCCCACGAUCCCCGGGAGAUGGCGGCAGCACCACCACCGCCACGAGUGAAUGGGCACUCGAGGAGCAAGCCCGGGAGUCUGGGGAAGAUGUUCAAGAGGAAACCAGUGGCGGAACCAGGUACGGAAGUGAGAUGA
Messenger RNA from Rhinocladiella mackenziei CBS 650.93, 1080 nucleotides. RefSeq lists its product as uncharacterized. NCBI's taxonomy places the organism in Eukaryota, Fungi, Ascomycota, Eurotiomycetes, Chaetothyriales, Herpotrichiellaceae. The coding region runs from base 1 to 1080 and encodes 359 amino acids. The record is from RefSeq and is a predicted model, not a curated record. The transcript has 2 exons.